CCUCCCAUUCAGUCUUGCACAGGUGUACCGGCUCCUCCCCUCCAGUCCUGCACAGGUGUACCGGCUCCUCCCCUCCAGUCCUGCACAGGUGUACCGGCUCCUCCCCUUCAGUCUUGCACAGGUGUACCGGCUCCUCCCCUUCAGUCUUGCACAGGUGUACCGGCUCCUCCCAUUCAGUCUUGCACAGGUGUACCGGCUCCUCCCAUUCAGUCUUGCACAGGUGUACCGGCUCCUCCCAUUCAGUCUUGCACAGGUGUCCCGGCUCCUCCCCUUCAGUCUUGCACAGGUGUACCGGCUCCUCCCCUUCAGUCUUGCACAGGUGUACCGGCUCCUCCCCUUCAGUCUUGCACAGGUGUACCGGCUCCUCCCCUUCAGUCUUGCACAGGUGUCCCGGCUCCUCCCCUUCAGUCUUGCACAGGUGUACCGGCUCCUCCCCUUCAGUCUUGCACAGGUGUA
Messenger RNA from Staurois parvus, 456 nucleotides. The record is from the annotation of a GenBank genome assembly. Lineage: Eukaryota; Metazoa; Chordata; Amphibia; Anura; Ranidae.